ACAUGGCAGAGUAAAAUCAAUGCUAGCGGUUUCCAACAUCCUCUGCCGUCCAGCCCAGCGCCCAAAAACCCUCCUCCGCCGUCGCCGAUCGCCCAUGGCGUCCGCUCCCCGCCGUCCCCUCCUCGUCCCCAAGCCGGAUCCCGACGCGCCCGCUCCCACCGCCGAUCUCUGCGCCGCCCUCCUCCGCCGGGUUGCCACCAAACCCGAUCCCGACGCCGACGCUCUCCCGGCCCCGCCCCAAACGACGCCGCUCACCCCCGAGCUAUGUGCCGCGCUCCGCCGGGAGCUCGAACCCUCUCCCGAAGACCAUGCUGACUUCGUCCACCACCUCCGUCUCGCCCAGCGGCGCCUCGACGGCAUCUCCGCCAGCCUGUCCUCCACACCUCCCCAGCCAUCGCCACCGCCUCCCACACCUCCGCCUGCUCCGCGCAGCGCCAGCCUUUCCUCCACACGUCCCCAGCCAUCGCCUCCCACGCCACCGCCUCCUCCACCUCCGCCUGCUCCGCGGAGCGCCAACCUUUCCUCCACGCCUCCCCCGCCUCCGCCUGCUCCGCGCAGCGCGGACCCCGCGCGAGCCUCUUCCUCGACCGCCGGAGCCAGCGCCAAGGGCAAGAAGCGCGCGCGCGGCACCGCCGGCCCGGAGAUGGUGCGGGCCACCGUCACCGCGGAGACCGACCACCUCGAGGUCCGCAUACUCUCGCGCCGGGCGCGCCUCACCUUCGAGGCGGUCCGGGGUGUCUACCACCGCGCCGGCCGCUUCCGCGCCGACAUGACCGCCCUGAGCACGAUGCUCUCCCAGGGCCUCUGCCUCUACCGCGACGUGCGCAUUGUCGGCCCCAUCCCGGGCAUCUACGUCGGCGACGUCUUCAGCUACCGUGCCGAGCUCAUCGUCGUCGGCCUCCACAACCAAACCCAGGCCGGCAUCGGCUUCAUCCCCGCCAACCUCGUCAGCGAAGGCCACCCCGUUGCCACCAGCAUUGUCUCCUCCGGCGGUUACCUCGACGACCACGACAACGGCGAGGUCCUUAUAUACACCGGCAGCGGCGGCCGCCAGCGACACGGCGUCCAGCACAACACCGACCAGGAAUUCGAGCGCGGCAACCUCGCGCUCGCCUACAGCCACAAGUACGACGUCGAGGUGCGCGUCAUCCGCUGCCACGACUGCGACACCAGCCCCAGCGCCAAGCUGUACGUCUACGACGGCCUCUACAAGGUCGCCUCCACCACCUACGGCCCCGGAAAGUCAGGCCACGAGGUCUGCAAGUUCAAGCUCGAGCGCAUCCCCGGCCAGGCCCCGCUCGGCAGCAAAAUCUGGUGCUCUGCCCGGGAUCUCACGAACAAGCUCGACUCCAACAUCCGGCCGCGCGGAUACGUCACGCGAGACCUGUCCAAGGGCAAGGAGGCGAUCCGUGUACCCGUCUUCAACGAUGUGGAUGGAGACCUCUCUCCCCUCGGCUUCGAGUACAUUGCCCGCCCUGAAUACCCAGCGUCCCCGGUGCUGCCCAGGCCGGUGAGGCGUUUCAGGUGCUGCCGGUAUGCGACGGCGGCGUGCGGCGGGUCGUCGUCGUCGUCAUCUGGCAGCUGCGCCUGCGUGAGGAAGAAUGGCGGGGGCGGCCCGGCGUACAAUGCCGACGGCACGCUCGUCAGGGGAAGGCCGGUGGUGUACGAGUGCGGCGCGCUGUGCGGGUGCCCAGCGAGCUGCUCGAACCGGGUGACGCAGCGAGGGAUGCAGCACCGGCUGGAGGUGUUCCGGUCGAGGGAGACGGAGUGGGGCGUCAGGGCACUGGACUUGAUCCAGCCGGGCGCCUUCGUCUGCGAGUUCAGCGGAGACGUGGUCACCGUGCACGACGACGGUCACCACGCAGGCAAUGCACCCGGCGCAUCGACUGAAUGGGGCGCCAUCGUCGAUCCGAGGAAGUUUCCGGCGAGAUGGAGGGAGUGGGGAGACACUUCGGCGGUCGCGCUUCCGGACGACGCCGAGGAACCUCCCCGAUUCGCGCAUUUCGCACGGCCGUGCUACGUGCUCGACGUGUCCUGGAGGAGGAACUUUGCCCCCUACAUCAGCCACAGCAGCGCCCCGAACGUGUUCGUCCAGUUGGUGCUCCGUGGCGACGACAACGAGUCGUACCCUCGUCUGAUGUUGUUCGCCAUGGACACAAUCCCGCCGCUGCGGGAGCUGAGCAUCGACUACGGCAUCGGUCAGUGAAACUGGCGACAGGGAUCACAGAUGAAAAGGUUAGACUGCAAAGUUAACUGGCGAGAGGUCUCUGGAGUUGGUGGAGAAUUUUCUUUAUGUGAUUUCGCCAUUCUUGAUGUGGUUUUAGCCUGGUCAGGGCUUACCUGCACAAGUGCUGGUGUGGGUUACUCUUAUGUGGUUGGCACACAACACCUUCUGUCCUAUAUAUUCACGAACUCUAUCUACUACUCCCAUAUUUUAUCUAUGAUUUACCUGCCCAUAUUAAUGUGCUUGUGUUAAUAAA
Molecule: messenger RNA, 2480 nt
Organism: Hordeum vulgare subsp. vulgare (domesticated barley)
Lineage: Eukaryota; Viridiplantae; Streptophyta; Magnoliopsida; Poales; Poaceae
Product: histone-lysine N-methyltransferase family member SUVH2-like
Exons: 1
Coding region: 20-2206 (728 amino acids)
Cellular component (GO): nucleus
Molecular function (GO): zinc ion binding; histone methyltransferase activity; protein binding
Source: RefSeq, a predicted model, not a curated record